UUUUGAAAGUGUUUACUUUUUGAUCGAAUGACAUGGUGGUUAGAUAUUUUCAUAAAUAAAAUAGCAUGAAAUUUAAAUAACACUGUGAAGAGAUUUUGCCAUUUUAUUUGCCAUUUACGUUACUGUUUUGUAGUGUAUAAACAAUUUUCUUUUUUAAUUAGUAGAGCAUGAAAACGACAGCAAAAAAUCAUAAACAGAAUUUUGCAGCCUAAUUUUUUAUUUUUAAAUAAUAUUUCUAGAAUUGGGAAUUUAAUGCUUUUAAAAAACAGUCUUCUCUAUUCAUUUUAGAUGUGUAUAAAAUUAAAGAAAGUUAUGAAGAAAUUGAUCUAUGGACUGUUAUGCUUCCUUGUUUUACUAGGACUAGCACCGUUAUACAUUGACCUUCUCAUAGACACUUGCAGUAAAAUUAACAGUAACUUUCCAUCAUUAUCUUUUUUGCAAUCCAGAAACUGCGUUUCAAAAUUUAGAAUUAAACCAGGUGAACUACAUCAAUUGAAAGCUAAGUUAGUGGAGAGAGGGAAGGAAUUCGAAGCACCAACUGUGACAUUCAACAAAAGCAAGUUUGACAUCAAUUUAAAAUUGCAAAACAACAGGUCUUCAUCUGUCACGGCAAACAAUGGUAUAAAUUAUAAUGGCACCUUAUUGAGUAAAGAAAACAGGGAAUUUAUAGCUGAGAUUGAACAUAGGAAAGCUAAACCACCUAAACUGGUAAGAAAAAUGUCAAAACAAAAAAAAGCUGGUCGUGUAAAGGUUAAGCACUCACAGUCUGAUAAAAAAUCAUUCCAUAAAACAGCCAAACCAAACAUUCAGAUAAAUCCUAACAUUUUUUCUCUUGCAAAAUCAAAGAAAAAUAACAAUUUAAAAAUAAAGCACUCUCAGUUUGAAUCAUCCCAGAAAACAUUAAUGGUAUACAGUCCUAAGAAACUAUUUUCUAAGAAUGUUGUAACAAAUGCUAAUGAUGUUUACCCUCAUAAAUGUAACGAAGAUACAUACGACGUUCUCAUAAAACCUUGCAAAAAUGCUUUAGCAUGGUCUCAAAGACAAAAAAAUUACACACAACGAACAAGUUUAAAAUUCACUACAAUCGACAUUAAUGUUAAACCACCUGGUAGUGUGAGCUAUUUAAAAAUGACCACUUUUGAUGAAUCCAAUUUGAGAAAAGAAAGGGGUGGUGACUCAUGGUGGGUGCAUGUAAUAGGGCCAGUCUCAUUUCAAGUGGAUGUGGUUGAUGAUUUGGAUGGGACAUACCAUGCACAAUUUGAUUUUAUGGAGUCUGGAGACUAUAGUGUUGUUAUUAACUUGAAAUACAGCUUGUGUCAUGGAUAUUUGGAUCCACCAAUGUGGUGGUUUAAAAAAGGAAAUAUAGGAGGCAAAUAUCAAAAACAAGGUAUAUUAAAUGGACAAAGGGAUCUGAUCAACGAAGAGAAGAUAUAUAAUGUCCUAGUACCAGACAAUCCCAAAGCAGAUUUAAGUUUAAAUUCCCUUCAACGAAAAUCUAGAGAAGUGAAUUAUAGAUAUCUUAAUCCGUCUUGUGGUUAUUGGAAGGGAAGUUAUCUGUACCUCCAACAAAAGUUGAAAACAUUUCCGAAACAUACAUACUCUACUGGUAGCUGGCUCUGGGUGUAUGGUGAUUCCAUCCAAAAACGCUUUGGAGAGAGCUUGAAGCGAGAUAUCGUUUGUCGAGAGUAUUACACCUGCAAUUUGACAUACGCGUGGGUUUACACCAAUCCGCAAGUCACAAAAAAGAUAUUUGAUGAUAAAGAUUUUAACAAGGAUAUUAUAUUGGAGGAAAUAAAGAACAUAUUAGAUGAACCUGGCAUGCAAAAGAAAUCAAGCUUGCUUCUACUUAACUUCGGACUUCAUAUCGUCAUGACGACACAAUUGAGUAAAGCACAGGAUUUAUUUCGUAGCCUACUGAGUAUGCUGUCGAUGAGGAGAAGGGCGUCUCCUGAUCGAUUUCCAAGUGUGGCGUGGGCGUCAACAACAUCACCGAAUGAGCAUGAAUACAGAGCCGAAAAAAGCGAUGGGAAAGAGAUUCAUGUGGAUGACAUAAGGUUCUUAACGAAGCAGCGUGUCGUUCUGUGGAACGCGUUCACGAGAGAUGAACUUCAAAAGACCGACAUACCGAUUCUAAAUAUUUUCAAAGUGACGGCGUCGCACCCAUCGGGGCCGACUGAUGGUAUGCAUUAUCCCAGCAACGUGUUAUUGACUGUCAAAGAAGCAUUUCAAGCGUAUGCUUUGGAUGAUCCUGUGAGUUGAAAAAAAUGCAAACUAAGUUGGUGACGAGUAAAAAGAGAAACGCGUCCUCGAGAUGAGUAAAGAAAAAAACGUAUCCUCGAGAUGAGUAAAAAAAGAAACGCAUCCUCGAGAUGAGUAAAAAAAGAAACGCAUCCUCGAAAUGAGU
Molecule: messenger RNA, 2404 nt
Organism: Hydractinia symbiolongicarpus
Lineage: Eukaryota; Metazoa; Cnidaria; Hydrozoa; Anthoathecata; Hydractiniidae
Exons: 3
Coding region: 289-2259 (656 amino acids)
Source: RefSeq, a predicted model, not a curated record